Molecule: messenger RNA, 5035 nt
Organism: Trichobilharzia szidati
Lineage: Eukaryota; Metazoa; Platyhelminthes; Trematoda; Strigeidida; Schistosomatidae
Source: the annotation of a GenBank genome assembly
AUGUGUCUAUACACAUUAUUUGCUGCCAAUCUGUUCAGCAGUCGGAAUAUUAAGUCAAUACGGGCCAUGUCAAUUUUGGAGGGCUCUUUGAUAUCCGAGGAAGACAGGAUUGAUUCCGAUAUUGAGGCGGACAUACUUCAAGCUACUAUCGAUGAGGGUGCUACUCUGAGGACAUGCUCUCCAGCCUCUCUACAAUCUGUUCAGUCAUCCAAACAAUCUAGCACUUCAGUGUUUAUUCGAAAGGCUCUCCUAUCAUCUGUAUCCAGUCAACUUAGGAACGCUGUACUAAAAGGCACCGUUGGAGACCCCUCAUGUAUAUCGUUUCGUAAGUAUCUGGCGAUUGGCACUAGCAAAGGCGUCGUGUUUAUUUUCAAUUUACACCAAGUUUUGAGACUUUGUUUUGGUAACAUAAGUCCGACAAAUUCUCCUGAGGCAAAAGCUGGUGAAGGUCAAGGUCCAAUAACUGUUAUAAGUCAAAACCCGAGUGGCACUUUGUUAAUGUCUGUUUACCGCAGUGGUAGAAUUGCAGUUUGGCAAAUUCCUGCAUCACUCUUAUCUGACGAAUCUGAACAAGAAACAAUUAAAGGCCGUCUUUAUAAUCCAGAUGAUGAGUCUGACAGCACAGGAAAAUCACAGCAUGAUGACAUCAACUCUAGUCAAAGUUCUUUGCAACAAGAAAUUUCGAUGACCCCAAAAAAGAGAAGUUCAAUUUCUUUAACCUAUACAAGUAGUUAUGGACGCCUUCUAUGCGUAAUCAAUGAUGCACACGGCGUUGACCAUUCUGUUAGUCUUUGUUCUUUUACCACUGUUUCUUCACUGGCUGCUUGUGUCGACACUGGUGGAUCGGUAUUUCAACUCAAGUUCACGAAAGGAUUAGUCGGUAUGAAAGUUGAAUCCAUGUGCUUCUUUUCUGGAAGUCGCGUCGAAAUAUGUGCUAUGGAGGCUCUUGGAUUAAAUGCUGUGCGAAGCGAUGGACAUCGUGAUCCGAAACAGUUGGACAAUCAGCAUAAAGCAGCCAAACUUUCAGUCUUAUAUUCGUCUGCUCUUCUAGCUAUGGCGUCUUUUAACAAGUUGAUUAUUGUGCAAUUGCGUCCUCGUAUUCAAGUUGCCUACUGGCAACCAUUGAAGGGGCCACCUGCACUUCUCCCCUACUUGAAUUGGUACUGGUGUACUGAUUCUGUAGACAAAGCAUUUAUUGCUUUUGGACGGGGAUCAGGAAUUCAAAUUAUGCAAGUGUCUAGAGUUUCUGGAUCAAAUAACACUUCAGUGGAUUCUUUACAAGUGACAGAGCCCAAUUUUCCAGACAGUUCUACUCUUCUGCGUUCAACUGUUUGCAAAAACAACGAGAAUCAACUUGACUUCAAAUUGUUGUAUUCCUUUAGUUUUGAGCAAAAUUUCCUCAAUCUGAAGUGGAUUUCUUACAAUCAAGUUAUCGCCGUUGAUGAAAGCGAACAACUUUAUUUACUGAGCAGUUCGACCGGUGAAAUAUUAGAAACUGUUGAUAUUUCAAAUAUGCGUCUCCGUUAUAAUUCUGAUUUAUUUAAAUAUCCGAGAAUUAGUCAAGCUCUCGCUUUUGCUGGUGAGCGAGCUUGUAUGCAUUCACUUACCGCUUAUGGAUCUCAGCUGCUGUUACUUGGUGACACUGGACUGUAUUUGAUUGCACUACGUACGUGGAAUGAGAGCGUUACUUUUCUUCUACGAUGUAAACAACUUCAUUUGGGUCUUAGAUAUAUGGAGGAUGCGUUGAAAUCAUUAUCUGUAGUAAAACAAGCUGAUACUUUGUCUACGCCUGAAAAGCAUGAACAAGAUUCCAAUAUAUCAUCAAUGCAUAAUCAUAUUUUAAGUAUUUUACGCGGUGAAGUGCUUUCUGCAUUACUUUCUGAGAAUGAAGAAGACUAUAAUUGGUUACCUGUAUCUUCAGUAAUAGAAUCCAUAGUUCGGAUAGCCUGUAUGAUUAAGCAGCCUGGCUUCAUAUGGUCAGAGUUAUAUCCAGCUGUUCGUCAGUUUCCCAGUUUGACAUCUGCCUUAUUUGCUGCUACGUUUUCUAUUUUAAAAUCACUGCCUCCUUAUGGACAACUUCGCACAGAAACAUCUCAGUCUACACACGAAAUUAAUCCCAGACAACAGUUCAUUUAUCUUACUCCUGAUAUGACCAAACAUUUUAUUGACUGGUGUUUAGAUCAAGAUGAUAUAAUGGAUCUAAACAUAAAUGAAACUAAAUCAUCGGACAAUAAUACUUUGGUCAACAAAAGACUCAGGACAGAGAUAUGUCUUCUUCGUUUACACCCAUCGUGUUUGGACUUAAAUUAUGUUGUAAAACUUUGUUGGACACACAGUUUAUUGGAUGCCUACUUACAUCUGUAUACGGAUAUUUUGAUGGAUUUUGAAACACCUUUUAGAGAUCUUACAAUGUUCUUGCUUAAAAGUAUAGACAGUUUAAAUGGUGAAACAGAUGUCGCAGUCAAAAACGAUGAUAACAGAACAGCAAAGUAUGGACAUUGUUUACUUGUCUUACUUCGUUCAGCAUUUGCCGGUGAAUCUUUCUGUCAUCAACGUCUACCUCCCCCAAUGGAUCAAGAUAUUCCUCUAAAGAUUUUUAAUCUAAUGUUGAGUGAAUCCCUUAGUAACGUUAAAUCUCCUCCCGCAUUUCUUCGAAAUGUUAAAUAUCCUCUUCUGCAUAUACUUCUGCAGUACAGUCCAAUCGAUGUGUUGAAUUUGCUUACACUGUCAAUUUCUGACGAUGAAUUCUUUGUUAAAGGAGAACUUGGACAAUCAAGACGUCAACGUCUCUAUUACUGUCUUAUUCUUACGUCGCUGUCACCAUCAACUUUAUCCUCACCAACAUCUAACGGAAGUUCUCAUGAGAAUACAAAUGGUGCAGUGGAACAAUCAUAUCAAGUGAACUGCCAGAUGCAAGGGAUUGAUAUUAGCAUACCUUGUCGGAUAUUUAUCUUCAUAAUACAUCAGCUUAGCUCAAAAAACAAUGAAGAAAUAAAAAUUGAUCACAAUCUAAUUUAUCAGCUUUUUCAACGAGUUUGUAACUCAUGUGAUAAACUGCCUAAAACUUUGCUCACGGAAUUUGAAUUAGCAGUUAUCGAGUCAAUUGAAACAGGACGAUUAAAACAUCUAGAACAGUGUGUUUCUAAAAGCUCUGAAAUAGGAUUAUAUAAAGUCUGUGAACACAUCCAUCAUACUUGUGGUAAUGAACUUCUUGUUUUAAAAUAUCGAAUACUUCGCUUAAAGAAUCGUAUCCUGGAUAAAUGCAAUGACCCUUCUGCAAUUGUAUCAAUCCACUCAGACGCUGAAGCAGUCAAACUAGCCAGUUGCAUUUUCCAGUAUUUGGAACUCAGCCUAUGCCAUGAUAAUAAGGAAUUCAAGAAUGAUAAUGAACAGUUCAAGAAUCUGUUAUCUAUUUGCUUUGAACAGACUGAAGUUCUUGCUGAUUGGGAUGAAGACCGAACACUGAAAGUAUUAUUCAAGCUGACAAAUGCUUCAAUAUCUGAACUGCUUGAUUUGAUCAAUCGUUAUGUGAAAGAAAAGUCAUCCAACCAACGUGCUACUUAUCUAAUCUUACGAGCGUAUUUCAAAUAUCGUCAGUGUCAAAGAAGAGUUUCACAAGAAACUACACCCAAUGCUUCAGAUGGUGAUGACGAUGACAAUGAUGAUCAUGAAGACGAUGCAGAUACAGUCUCUAAUAACUGGAAAGAAUUUCUGAAAAAUUGUAGCAUGGAUGUUAUGGAGUUAUACAUACACUUGCUAAUUUGCUACGGGCUGACAUCGUCUUCUGAUGCAUUGUUAAAUUUCAUAGAAUCCUAUGAUGACUAUCGCGUGGAUUUUGUAUUAAAGAUUAUAUCAGUGGAAAAGUAUCCUAGAGAAGUUGCCUAUCUGUAUGAAAAGUCUGGAAACUUUACAAAAGCUAUGGAGUUAUAUGAACAGGUUUUUUCUGAAGCUUGGAAAAAGCUAAUCAAAACGGAACAUGAACUGGGAAGUAAUUCUGCAGAGCUGACUUCUAAUAAUAAUAAUUGUAAACUGCAUAAUCCGGCAACAGGUGAAUGUAAUUCAAUGCUACAACAACUUUAUGCUGAUGUUGAGCAAGCUAGUCAACGUCUUUUAAGCUUCUGUCAGCGUAGAUGUGCACAAGCAAAUAAUCAAUCAGAGAUUGAAGUUAUAUGGUUCAGCGUAGUCGAUUUACUUAUGAAGUGCGAAUUCCUUCAAAAUCAUCCUGUGUUAAAUGCCUACUUGAGUGGCAUAUUUUACAGUGCCUUCUCACUAGUCAUGACUUAUUUGCCACCAGCUACUAUUGUAUCGCAUAUCUUGAAUAUGGAUGGUACACAAACCACAAUGAAUUUAAAAAUUAAUUUACUGGUGAAGAAGUUUAUCUCGGCUUGCCAGUUCGAAGCAAAUCAGAUGGUGCUAAACAAACGGUUAGCAGGUCAAGAGUUAACUAUCAAGCAAUUUCGAAUAUUUACACAGUACAAAUGUGGUUUCAGUAAUCACAUCCUUAUCUGUUCAUUGUGUGGACUAGAUCUUCGGAGGAACAAUUUACUGACUAGACGAAACUGGAAGACAAGUGUAAUCACCAAUGGUGACAAACCUUCGAAUCCAAAUCGCCUUGUAGUAUUCCAAUGUCAUCAUGCAUUUCAUGAAGAAUGUCUUCAAGAAUGCAAAGGUACUGCACAAACGUCUAAGAUUCAAUUUUGGUCGUGUUUAAUAUGUCGACCUACAAGUCAUACUCCUGGAAAUAAAAAUGACUAUUGUAAUAAUGGCGUCACACCACAAUCAGAUGACAUUCGGCUAGACAAUCCUCCAGUUGCCUCAUCUGAGGAAAAUUCCAAUAGUCUACUGUUUUAGGGUAAGUGGAUUAGUUGUCUUUUAUUUAUCUUUCACCUCGCUGCAUCUUAUCCAAAGGGCUUCAUAAUCUACUAAACGAUACGACAACUGUCUUUGCUUUUUAUUAUUCUCAAAACUCUAGAUACCAUAAUAUUGUCUCUAGUUUAAACAGAGGUGCCAAAUAUGUUCGGUGUGCCUUCCUUGA